CGUGUCCGGAUCUUCACGUGGGAACUGACAGUCAGGCAAUGUUAUUCUGCGAUUCUUUGUUUUGAUUCAGCAACAUAAAUUCCUGCUGUACCGUAAACUAUUGUUGCCGUUUCGAGAAGGGUAUUUAUCGCAGGAUUGCAAAUUUUGUAAUCUAUGAUACAGAGUACUAUCUCCUGAGAGAACAUGACUGAAGCUUUCAGUAGCAAUAGUGAGGCAGUUAUUCAUCGCACCGUGAAUGUGUCCACCACCACAACAGACUACCAAACUGGAAGUCUGGUGGAGCGCUAUCAGAUAACUGAAACUUGUCAUUUUGUCACUAGUAAUCAUUUCAAAAAGGUAGCCCUACAGUUUCCAGAUGAUCUCCUGUCUGAUGCCGUCCAAAUCUCUGCUGAUAUAGAGAAAGAAACAAAAGCAAAGACAUUCAUUUUAGGAGACACAUCCUAUGGCAGCUGUUGUGUGGAUGAAGUAGCAGCAGAGCAUGUACGAGCGGACUGUAUAGUGCAUUAUGGGCCGUCGUGCCUUAGCCCAAGUCGACGACUACCCCUUCUGUAUGUAUUCGGAAAGAGACCUAAUGAUGUCCAGCAGUGUGCUGCAGCCUUUAAAGAGCUUUACUCUGACCGCCAAAGUCAUGUCAUCAUUCUUUAUGAUGUCACUUAUUCGCAUGCUAUAGGUGAUCUCAGGCAGCUUUUGUGUGAAAUGUACCCCAAUGUUGUGGUCUCUCUUCUGAAAGCAGAUCAUUCCCAUGGUGCUAAACUGAUACACGACAGCCUUGUGGCCAAUGAACAAUUACAUUCACAAGAUGAUAGAGUUAUAUUUACAUUUGGUAGACAGUUUAGUAUACAAGAGGGACGGAGAAUUGACGAUUAUAGUAUGUUCUACAUUGGCCAGGAGGGCCUGACUCUUACAAACUUUAUGAUGACUUGGAACCGUUGUUCCUUCAGCUCAUUCGAUCCAGUAACGUGCACAGGCCGAGUCGAAUCGAUUAACAUCAACAAGGCACUAAUGAAACGCUAUUAUGCCGUCGAACGGGCCAAAGAUGCCAGUGUGGUGGGAAUUUUGGUAGGCACACUGGGCGUCGCCAACUACCUGACCAUCAUUGAGCAGCUGAAAGACAUCAUUCACAAAGCAGGCAAAAAGAGCUACAUGUUUGCUAUGGGAAAGAUCAAUGUCCCCAAGCUAGCUAACUUUUUGGAAAUUGAUGUUUAUGUGCUGGUCGCAUGCCCGGAGAACUCGCUGCUGGAUUCAAGUGAAUUUUAUAGACCUGUGGUGACCCCCUUUGAGAUGGAACUGGCUUGCAAUAAGCACAGAGAAUGGACUGGAGAGUAUGUCACGGAUUUCAGAGAUUUACUGCCUGGUGGAAGCAGUCAUGUGGGUUUACCAGAACCAAACCAGUCUAACAACGAAGAGGAGACCACAGAUGUCUCGCUUAUAACAGGAGCUCUACGGACUACUAAUUUCACCACCUCAUCAGAGAUAAUAAAUGGCACUUUACAAUCCUCUUCACUUGUCCCCAGGAAUGAAACUCUCACUGUGGCUAAUACAAACACUGCAGCUUCAUAUUUGGCUGGCCGUAGUUGGCAGGGACUGGAGCCCAAACUGGGACAGACGGCAGUGGUAAAGGCUGUUGAGGGACGGAGAGGCAUUGCAAUUGCUUAUGAGGAGGAAGGAUUGGGCAAUAGAGACUCUUCAACAAUACCUCACCAACAAUCAUAACACU
Messenger RNA from Triplophysa rosa, 1717 nucleotides. RefSeq names its product diphthamide biosynthesis 2 (gene dph2). Gene Ontology annotation, biological process: protein histidyl modification to diphthamide. The transcript has 7 exons. Gene Ontology annotation, molecular function: 2-(3-amino-3-carboxypropyl)histidine synthase activity. Bases 184 to 1713 code for a protein of 509 amino acids. The record is from RefSeq and is a predicted model, not a curated record. Lineage: Eukaryota; Metazoa; Chordata; Actinopteri; Cypriniformes; Nemacheilidae.